AACCCCCUUUACUGAGGACCCCAAUGUGUGCAUCUUGGGAACCCCCUUUACUGAGGACCCCAAUGUGUGCAUCUUGGGAACCCCCUUUACUGAGGACCCCAAUGUGUGCAUCGUGGGAACCCCCCAAUACUGAGCCCCAAUGUGUGCCUCCUGAGAAACCCCCCUGUAGUGAGGAAGACCCCCAAUGUGUAUCCUGGAAACUCCCUGUACUUCGGUGGGUACCCCCAGUACUUACGGGACCCUAAUUCCUUUCAUACCAAAAGCUCCCAGGACUAAGUAGGACUAGCAGGACUAAGUUUCUGAGGUUCCCAUAGCAACCAGUCCAAUGUGAUGGGGAAAGACUCCAACCUCUCACCUGGUGCCUCUCUACAUACAGAACUGUACCGCAGAGGGUAGCUUCCUGUUCAGUGCUGUGAUCCCCGUCGAUCGCUCUGGUCGAUAGUGAUUACCUGAUUAUAUAGAAGCAACUGUCGGGAAGCAAGUCUGAAGUCCAAAGAAAAUGAUGGAUGACAGUCCUACCCAUGUAGAGACCAUUGAUGUUUACAUUGAGCCUGAUCCAGAAGAAGAGGAGGAGGAGGAGCUGCAUAGAAGGCCAGUGAAAAAGUCACGUAGGGACGAGGACUUCGUUCCUCUGGAUGAAGAACUGGAAGACGAAAGCCUUCAAGAUGACGACCAAGACAGCGACUACUCUCCCCCUACCCACGGAAGAAACCUGCGAAGACGUAGACAGUAUUACUGCCCGGAAUGUGAAAAGUGCUUCAAGCACAGUGCCUCUCUGGAAGCCCACCGCAAAAUGCACAAAAACGAGAACAACAACGUGUGCGACGUCUGCAACGCCCGUUUCCUCACAAAGUCUGACAUGAUGAUUCACCGCCGGGGUCACCAACCUACCAUAAUGCCUCAUCCUACCAUAAUGCCUCAUCCUACCAUAAUGCCCCAUCCUACCAUAAUUCCCCAACCUACUAUUCAUCGUAUUGACAUUUCCAUUCCAAUGCCGAGCAGGACCAUAAAUCCAAAUGAGAGCUCCAACUCGAGCGGCAGCAGCAGCCCCCUCCUCCUCCCGGAUGAAAAGCCUCACCAGUGCAACUUCUGCGAGAAACGCUUCCGAGAUAAGUCCAUUCUGGAAGCCCAUCAAAGGAUCCAUACCGGAAAGUUGGCCUAUCCCUGCCCGCUGUGCGAAGAGAGCUUCUCCAAGCCAGCUCUGCUGGCGGCUCACAGCAACAUCCAUCGAGAAGGGAAACCUUACCACUGUGAUCAGUGCGAGAAGAAGUUCAAUGACCAGACUCUUCUUGUUGCCCACAAGAGAACCCACACCGGGGAGAAGCCUCAGAAGUGCAACCAUUGCAACAAAUGGUUCCCCAACCGUAGCAGCCUGGAAGCUCACGGAGAGUGCCACCUUAAACCCAAGCCCUACAAGUGCCGGCACUGCGAGAAGAGCUUCAACGACAAGUCCUUGCUCAUCACCCACGAGGGAGUGCACACAGACACUAAGCCCUUCAAGUGCACCCAGUGCAACGAGAGCUUCUUCCUGAAAACCCAACUGGUGACCCACCAGGCCACUCAUGCCCCCGACAAGCCGUUCCCAUGCAGCCAGUGCGAGAGGAGCUUCAACAAAGAGGAGACACUGCUUGCACACAUCCGGGUGCACAACAUGCAAAAUGCUGAAAGGCCAAAACCCUUCAAUUGAUCGCUUUAACACUCACUUUUUAUUAUCUCCGAGUCGACUCCCUGUAACUCUUCCAGCAAGCCUUCUGACGGUCUUCAUUGGCAAUAUCCAAAAACUUUGUAAGUCCAACAUGUCCUUCUGACGAAAGGACGUCAAACGCAUUGAAUGUUGUGAAUCUAGUCACUCAUGUAUAUAGUCACAAGAGAUAACGUCGGCAGGGAGGAUCUUGUGGGACACAGUGGGGGGGGUCUUGGACUUAGCUGCAUGCCAAGUGGUGAACAUACCGGACUUCCCCCUGUUGUAGAUAGUAGUAGAAUAUUGGGGUGGGGAGGGGGUUACUUCUCUGGAAACAAGUCAGGAAGCAAAAACCUGAAACUUCUGGGGAAGGAAAGAAUUGGACAAUAACCAAGUGCUUAUGAAAUGUUCUCUAUGGCCUAAAGUAUGGAUUCGCAUUGGGUGAAGGAGCAGCAUGAACUUGUGAUACUAAUAUUUCUACAACCCGAAAUCGUAUUCACCGACACUAUAAGCUCGUCCUUGAUCACUACCGCUGUUGCCUCCAUUUCUUCCUCCAUUCUGCAGCAGAGCUUUGAUGCCUGGAGCUGAUCGCCGCCCCCCACUGGAAUUUUACACUCAUAGCAGUUAGUUGUUCUCGUUACUUAAUAUUCUGGGGGUGGAAGCGAUUCCUUCCCAUUUUGUUUUUUUUAAAGGUUCAGGAAGAGGAAAUUUAAAUAAGUAAUUUGUCCGUACACAACGAGACAAAACGUUUGUUCUGUUAAAUCAUUUCAGCUUUUAAAGAAUCUCCAUUUUGAUCUGUAUUCUGUAUAAAACAUUCUGCAAAAAAGUAUAAAACACUGCUGGGUAUGUGUUAUAGGCUACAAUAAAGUUGCUCUAGUUGUU
This is a messenger RNA of Hyla sarda, 2563 nucleotides long. RefSeq names its product zinc finger protein 271-like. The coding region runs from base 500 to 1687 and encodes 395 amino acids. NCBI's taxonomy places the organism in Eukaryota, Metazoa, Chordata, Amphibia, Anura, Hylidae. Gene Ontology annotation, biological process: regulation of DNA-templated transcription. Gene Ontology annotation, molecular function: RNA polymerase II cis-regulatory region sequence-specific DNA binding; DNA-binding transcription factor activity, RNA polymerase II-specific. The transcript is spliced from 3 exons. The record is from RefSeq and is a predicted model, not a curated record.